This is a messenger RNA of Suncus etruscus (white-toothed pygmy shrew), 1435 nucleotides long. RefSeq names its product agmatinase (gene AGMAT). Bases 34 to 1077 code for a protein of 347 amino acids. The transcript is spliced from 7 exons. Gene Ontology annotation, molecular function: agmatinase activity; metal ion binding. NCBI's taxonomy places the organism in Eukaryota, Metazoa, Chordata, Mammalia, Eulipotyphla, Soricidae. The record is from RefSeq and is a predicted model, not a curated record.
CCGCGGGCACCAGCGUGGUCGGAGGUGGGCGCAAUGCUCAGGCUCUUGGCAUCAGGCUGCUCCCGCGCCCUGGGCGCACGGGGGCUGCUUCCCCCGGGACUCAGUCGCACCCCCAACCGUGAGAUUUCUGAUGCCCCCCGAAACCAGCCCCUUAACUCUGAGUUCGUGGCCAGGUCUGUGGGUGUUUGCUCCAUGAUGCGACUGCCGGUGCAGGCCUCGCCGGAGGGGCUGGACGCCGCGUUCAUUGGGGUGCCUCUGGACAUUGGGACCUCCAACCGCCCAGGAGCCAGAUUUGGACCCCGGCGAAUCCGGGAAGAAUCUGUGAUGAUUCGCACCGUCAACCCCAGCACCGGAGCCCUCCCCUACCAGUCCCUCAUGGUGGCAGACCUGGGUGAUGUGCAUGUCAACCUGUACAACCUGAAGGACAGCUGCCACCUCAUCCGAGAGGCCUAUCAGAAAAUUGUAUCGGCUGGCUGUGUUCCUCUGACCAUGGGGGGAGAUCACACAAUCACAUAUCCUAUAUUGCAAACGAUGGCAAAAAAACAUGGCCCUGUAGGGCUGCUGCAUGUAGAUGCGCACAUGGACACAGCUGACAAAGCCCUAGGAGAGAAGCUCUACCAUGGAACGCCUUUCCGCCGGUGUGUGGAGGAGGGACUCCUGGAUUGUAAGCGUGUGGUACAGAUUGGCAUCCGGGGCUCUUCCACGACCUUGGACACCUACAGAUACAGCCGGAAUCAGGGCUUCCGGGUGGUGCUGGCAGAAGAUUGCUGGAUGAAGUCGCUGGUUCCACUCAUGGGGGAAGUGAGGCAGCAGAUGGGAGGCAAACCUAUGUAUAUCACCUUCGAUAUUGAUGCAUUGGAUCCUGCCUAUGCCCCAGGGACAGGGACGCCUGAAAUCGCAGGUCUCACUCCAAGUCAGGCUCUGGAAAUCAUUCGGGGUUGUCAAGGUCUCAAUGUGGUGGGCUGUGACCUAGUGGAAGUUUCACCGAUGUAUGAUCUUUCUGGGAACACGGCGCUCCUGGCAGCAAACCUGCUCUUUGAGAUGCUCUGUAUUCUCCCCAAAGUGAAAACUGCCUGAGCCCUUGUGCCUGAAGAUGAAACAAGAUUAUGUGGGCACUCUGGUGGAGGUGGGGUGCUGUAGACUGUACGUUAAUACCACAGACAGUAACACUAUUGUAACCAUGUUAUCUAAAAUCAUAAAAAAUAAAGUCCAUCGCACCGAUUGAUAGAUUCUCAUGAAGAAUUUAUGAGCAAGAUAGUACGAGGGUUAAGGUCCUUAACUUGUAUGAAGUUUACCCAGAUUCAAUCCCUGGCAUGGUAUAUGGUCCCCUGAAAACUGCCAGGAGUAAUCUCUGAGCACAGAUCCAGGAGUAAGUCCUGAGAUCUGCCAAGUAUGGGUUCAAAACAAAACAAAUAAAAUAAAAAUGGGCAAGCUA